This is a messenger RNA of Phascolarctos cinereus (koala), 3479 nucleotides long. Lineage: Eukaryota; Metazoa; Chordata; Mammalia; Diprotodontia; Phascolarctidae. The record is from RefSeq and is a predicted model, not a curated record.
CUCAAACGGAGCCCGCGGCUCCAGGGCGGCGCUGAUUGGCUGAGGAAGAUUCUCCGACAGACCGGAAGACCUCCACGGAGGGAGACAUCAGGGGCUGCCUGCGGGAUGCGCAGAGGGGACAACCUCGGCCAGGCGGGGUCUGGGACUCUAUCCAUGAGAAAAGAGAAGGGUGUCAAGUUGCUAAAACCAAGAGCCUAAGUUGGAGGAGAAAAACUGCUUAGUUGGUAUACUUCAUUGCUUGACUCCUGGCCUGGAUGACAAACAUGGUACAAUUUGAUCUCUGAUCCUAAGAAUUAAAAAAUGCCUGAAGCUGCUCACAAAAAUCUGACCAGAAAAACAAAUCAAUUCAGCCAGGACAGGGCAAUCCGGGAUACAACCAGGAAAUCAUCAGAGCUGAGGUGCAGUCCUCUUCAGGUCACAACAGAAGGAGGCAGUCAACGGUGGACAGCUACCCUCUCAAUGCAGUGUGCCCUGUCUCUUCUAGUUCCAUGAGUGGGGACACCUGGGUCCUUCAUCAUUUCGACAACCAGGCUUGGCAGGAAUCAGUGGGUUCCUCCCACAGAUCUAUAUCUGGAAUCUAACUUCCUACCUCCCCUUUGAAGGGAAGAAGAUCCAAUUGUUGGAGUAUCUCUUUUUUUUUUUUUUUUUUACCCACAGUAUCACAGUGAAUAACUUACUGAAGAACUUCUGGAAAUUUCAGCCUUUGGUAUUGAAAGUGGAAGAUGGCAGAUAAACUCCCUUCAGAAUUCGAUGUGAUCGUGAUAGGGACUGGUUUGCCCGAGUCCAUCAUUGCAGCUGCUUGCUCGAGAAGUGGCCAGAGUGUUCUACAUGUUGACUCGAGAAGUUAUUAUGGAGGAAACUGGGCUGGUUUCAACUUUUCAGGAUUAUUGUCCUGGAUAAAAGAGUAUCAAGAAGAGAGUGAUGUUGGGGAAGAGUGGGCAGCAUGGCAGGAGCUAAUACUGGAAACAGAAGAAGUCAUUGUGUUUAGAAAGAAAGAUCAGACCAUCCGACAUGUAGAAGUCAUUAGUUAUGUCAGUCAGGAUUCAGAUAAUCCCAUUGAAGAAGUUGGUGCUGUGCAGAACAAUCCUGUGUCUGUGAUGUCUCCUGGCCCAAAUGACCCUCUGGACUCGAUGGACACAUCUUGCUCUGACACAUCUGAAUUACCAGCACCACCCAGUGAGCCAGAGACUGCACUGGAAAUACUUGAAGUGGAUGUGACACUGGACAAAGGAAAUCAUAGUGGUUAUACUAGUUGCAGCCAGUCAGCUUUGGAACAGGACAUAGCUGAUCGUGUGCCUAUCAUAGAAGAUGUUGCUAAUGCACCCAAGAAGAAUAGGAUUACUUACUCCCAAAUUGUUAAAGGAGGCAGGAGAUUUAAUAUUGAUUUGACCUCAAAGCUUCUUUAUUCUCGAGGAUUAUUAAUUGACCUUCUGAUCAAAUCAAAUGUUAGUCGAUAUGCAGAGUUCAAAAAUGUCACCAGGAUUCUUGGAUAUCAAGAAGGGAGCGUGCUUCAAGUACCUUGCUCCAGAACAGAUGUUUUUAAUAGCAAGAAACUCACUAUGGUAGAAAAGAGAAUGCUGAUGAAAUUUCUGACAUUUUGUUUGGAUUAUGAACAGCACCCUGAUGAAUACAAAGCUUAUGAGGAAAGUACCUUUUCAGAAUACUUAAAAACUCAAAAAUUGACACCCAGCCUGAGACACUUUGUCCUUCAUUCCAUUGCAAUGACAUCAGAGACAUCCAGCAGCACCUUAGAUGGCCUCAGAGAAACAAGAAACUUUCUUCAGUGUCUUGGGCGGUAUGGCAACACUCCCUUUUUGUUCCCCUUGUAUGGCCAAGGAGAGAUACCCCAGUGUUUCUGCAGAAUGUGUGCAGUAUUUGGUGGCACCUAUUGUCUUAACCAUGCAGUACAAUGCCUUGUAGUAGACAAAGAAUCUGGAAAAUGCAAGGCAAUCAUAGAUCACUUUGGUCAGAGGAUAAGUGCUAAGUAUUUUAUUGUUGAAGAUAGUUACCUUUCUGAGAAAAUAUGUUCAAGUGUGACCUAUAGGCAGAUAUCAAGGGCAGUGCUGAUCACAGAUCGAUCUGUACUGAAUGCAGAUUCUGAUCAGCAUAUUUCCAUUUUGACAGUGCCACCAGUGGAACCAGGGUCUGCUGCUGUUCGGGUCAUUGAGUUGUGCUCUUCUACCAUGACAUGCAUGAAAGGAACAUAUCUUGUCCAUUUGACUUGUAUGUCCUUUAAAAAAACAGCAAGAGAUGAUUUAGAAUUGGUUGUGCAGAAAUUAUUCACCCCAUAUGCUGAAGUGGAGCUGGAAAAUGAGGAACAAGAAAAACCAGGUCUUCUGUGGGCCCUCUAUUUCAACAUGAGAGAUUCUUCAGGCAUCAAUAGGGAUUCCUAUAAUGACUUGCCUUCAAACAUGUAUGUCUGCUCUGGACCGGACCGUUUUCUGGGAAAUGAGCAUGCUGUUAAACAGGCUAAAACAUUUUUCCAGAACAUGUUGCCAAAUGAAGAAUUUUGCCCCCCUCCACCAAAUCCUGAAGAUAUUGUGUUCGAUGGAGAUGGUGUGCAACCAGAGGUUCUUGCACCCAAGCCAGACACUGCCAAAGUCACAGGCCAAAGAAACCCAGAAGAGCACGCUGAAAAAUAGAUGGCAGCCAGGUAGGGAGCCCUAAUUCAAGAACUGUACCCAGUGUUCAAAUUGUCUUAAUGCAAGAAAAGUUUGGAAAAGACUCAAAAGCAGCAGUAAGUCAGUUGUAUUUGCAAAAUUACAACAUAUUCAAAGAAACCAGAAGAGUUUUUCCUGCCUUGAAGAAGGGCAUUGUGGCACAAAGUCAAAACCACUCUUCUACAACACAUUUAUUCUGCCUGUUUUAAGAUGUUGGGAUUUUUGAAUUAACAGAUGCAGUUUUACUUCUGGGAGCAGCACUAAUCAGGAUAAGGGAUCUGAUGAAUUGUUAGCUGUUAUGUAGUGUUCAGGCACUACUUUUACUUCCUCUGGAGUCUUUAGAAGCACCAAAAUAUGUUUGUUGUUGAUGUUUUCCAGAAACUUUUAUACUUGAGUUUACAAAAGAACUGUCUUACUAGCUAACAGUAUAUUGUUUAAGCAAAAUGGUUAUCUUCACACUUGGAAUCUUUUUCUUCAGUAGGAAACCUCAGUGACUAGAAUCAGAAGCAGGAACAGCUUUAAGAACAAGUUUUGACAGUGCUCGUGGGCACUGAAAGAAACAAUGGGGUGGACUUGGCAGGAAUAGCAUUCACUAGGUUCUUAAAAAUAAUUUGCAAAAUUACUUUUACAGAAUCACAGGGAAAUUUCUUAUAUGGAAAAAUAGAUCAUUAAAAUAAUGUUAUCUUAUUCUCUUCAAGUAAAUAAUACAGCAUUCUAUGAUAAGAAUAAUUUUCUUUGUGGAUGUAAUGCAGUGGAUAGAGCACUGGGCUUGGGAAGACUUGAAUGAGGCCCUGGAUAAGUUACUCAACCUCUGUUUGC